AGGCCCUUACGUCACUUCCGGGUUUAGUCGGACCAGUAGUAGAAAAAAAAAAAAAAAUCUGGUUGCCAUGAAUUUGAGCUAGCUAGCCACCGACAACUGUCAACAACGACACUCGAGUAAAACCAUCCAUGUCCAGACACAGGCGCGGUUCUCGGAGUCGUGUGCUGCCUGUGCGUACAAGCCGCUGCCCCGCAGCCUCACACCGUGAAGCGAUCCAGCUGGCUAAGUGACUAGACCGGAAAAGCUUGGCACCGUCGUGUGCCACUUCAUUUCAAGACCCGGGGAUUUCUGAAUCCAGAAGAUGAACGGUCUGUCCAUACGAGAGCUAUGCUGCCUGUUCUGCUGCCCCCCUUGCCCCAGCCGCAUUGCAGCCAAACUGGCUUUCCUGCCUCCAGAGCCCACCUACGCCCUUCUCCCUGACCCAGAUCCAGGUACUGGAGCAGGAACUGCUCCUGGAUCCAGCUCCGGGGCUGCCGUGCCUUCUCUUGGAGCCCCGGGACUGCGUUCCCGGCUCAGCGCUGGUAGUGGUGGGGGUGGAGGUGGAGGAGGAGGAGGAGGAGGAGGUGGUGGUGGUGGAGGAGGAGGUGUUGGUGCCGGCAGCGGUGGCGGUAGCAGCAGCAGUGGAAGUGAAGGCAGGUGGAAGCUUCAUCUGACAGAGAGAGCGGAGUUCCAGUAUUCACAGAGAGAGCUGGAUGUGACGGAUGUAUUCCUGACCAGAUCCAGCCGAGGGAACAGGGUGGGAUGCAUGUACAUCCGCUGUGCCCCCAAUGCCAGGUUCACAGUGUUGUUUUCCCAUGGCAAUGCAGUAGACCUGGGCCAGAUGAGCAGCUUCUACAUCGGCUUAGGCACUCGCAUCAAUUGCAACAUCUUUUCCUAUGAUUACUCAGGCUACGGUGUUAGCACUGGCAAGCCUUCUGAGAAGAACCUUUAUGCUGACAUUGAUGCUGCCUGGCACGCCCUACGUUCCCGGUAUGGCAUCAGCCCUGAGAAUAUCAUCCUGUACGGACAAAGCAUCGGCACGGUGCCCACGGUGGACUUGGCAUCACGGUUUGAGUGUGCUGCUGUGGUCCUCCACUCUCCUCUCACCUCUGGCAUGAGAGUGGCCUUCCCUGACACCAAGAAAACGUACUGCUUUGAUGCCUUCCCCAACAUAGAGAAAGUGUCAAAGAUCCCGUCUCCAGUACUCAUCAUUCACGGUACAGAGGACGAGGUGAUCGACUUCUCUCAUGGCCUCGCCCUGUUCGAGCGCUGUCCCAAGGCCGUAGAGCCCCUCUGGGUGGAGGGAGCCGGUCACAACGACAUUGAGCUUUACAGUCAGUACCUGGAGAGGCUACGGCGCUUCAUCAACCAGGACCUGGCUGCACAGCAUGCCUGAGAAACAAACAACAAGCCUCUCUCUGCGUUUGUAUGAAUGAGACUGAUGUGUGUGUUUGUGUGUGCAUGUGUGUGAGGACGUCGGCAUGUUAUGGGUGACUUGGGGGAUGUGUGAUUUUCUUUGUCACAUCUGUGUGUCUUUGAAGCAGCACACCUUUAGGUUACUUUUUAACACGACAUGUUAAAAUAAAUCCCCUCUUUUAAAGGUGAGAACGGUUUUUAAUACAUCAUUAGCCGCCUCCAUCUGUGUGGUGGAGCGCGGUGAAACACUAGAAACAAGAACUUGAGAUUCAGCAGCUUCACAGAUAUGUUUUUUUUUUUUUUUUUAACGUGGGAAAUGUUUUGAGUUGACAUGAAUUAAGAAGUAACAACAAUGUGGUUUGUCCCAAAAGGCACACAGAUGUAGUUUUUAAGUAAUGCCAUGUUAGUGAAUGUAUGAGUCAUAGAUGUAAGUGUAUAUUCAUAUCUCCAUGGACCUGUGACACCUGAAUAAUAUGUGCGUAAGCUUGUGUGUGUAUGUGUGUGUGUGUGUGUGUGUGUGUGUGUGAGAGGCAUUGCUGAAAGAAAUGAAGGACAUCCUGAUGUUUUUGACAGCUGCAAGUGGAGGAGGCUAAUGGAGACUUAUCAAUAUUGAUGUUUUUUUUUGUUUCUUUUUUUGCGUAUGUAUGAAGAAUACCUCCACAACUUGACCAGAUCUCUCUACAGUGGACAAACACUGGUCAAGCACGUGCCGCCCCCUCGCCCUUCCUCCUUCACUCCCUGUUUACCUGUUAAUGGACAUCCAUCUGACUGCCAGGGCAUUUCCCAAGUUGUUGUCCAGCUAACACUAACCUACUUUAUUUGUGUGGUUUUGGGGGUCCAUCUCCUUCUCUUUUGGUGUCAGUUAUGGUGGACACACAAAGAUUAGUCUGGAGUACUGUCAUAGCUUAAAUGGCAAUUUUUUUUUGACUCUGAUAAGAUCACAGAACGGCCAGCUUCCACUUCAUUUCCUGGCUGUGCUGUAGCUUCAGUCUUUUAAUGUCCGCAGAAUUGCAGCAGCGACUUAGGGGGAAUUAUCUUAAUUUCCUUGUAUUGGUUUUUCCCAUCCAGUCCUACAUAUUUGUCAUGAAGAAUGAUUGCAUGGCUGAAAUGGAGAGUCAGACCUUUGAAAGCCACACUGACAAUAUCUCCAUUUAUGUGGACAUUUCUUUGGCAUUAAUAGAACAGCUAUAGAAGUUCAGGUUUACUUUGUAACUUUCGUGUCACAUUAGAUCGGUUGGCUCUAAACAGAGGGUCGAAGCCCUUUUAGUAUUCACUGAUGUGCGACGUUUAGAGGUUGGGCGCACCGCAGUCAGAUUUAAAGGAAUAGUCUGACAUUCUGGGAAAUGCAGUUUUUCGCUUUCUUGCCGAGUACUCGAUGAGCUCUCAUGUAGAAGUGACUGCACCCAGUUUUUACAUUUAGUUUUUAUAUGGAUUACACAAACAAGAUGCAGCCAGUUGAUUUGUGAACUUAAGAGGUGCUGGCAGGUGAAUUUUGUUACCUUUUAUACAGAGCCAGCUUAGCUGUUUCCCCCCUUUUUCCAGCCUUUAUGCUAAGUUAAGCUAACCAGCUGCUGGCUGUGGGUUCAUAUUUAGCGUACAAACGUGAGAGCGGUGUCAUUCUUCUCACUGAGCCCUGAGCAAGAAAGCAAACAAGUGUGUUUUCAAAAUGUCUACCUGUACGUUUAAGUCUGAGUUGCAUCUAUCGAGGGAGGUCUGUGAAUAAUUUGUCUUUUCUGGUGAACAAACUUGAGGUUGUGGCUGGAUUUGGAGGUUCUAAGGGCGUAAGGAGACAACAUAGCUGCUCUGUUCAUCAAACUAGUAAGAAUCAUGUCUGUUUCUUUUUUUUUUUUACUACAGAAUAGUUUUUUGCUUCAUCAGAAUUUGUGUAAUCUUGAUUAUCUGUUGUCUUACAGCACAGUUUGUUUUCCAAGUGUUGUUCCAGUAGCACUCAUUACCAGGGUUAGUCAGCCUCCUGUUCACCCUCAGCACAUUUAUUUUUGUCUUGAUGUAAUUAAUCCCAAUGUGUUUGACGUAGUGUAGGGCCAUUGAUUGUUCGUCUCAGAACCAUGCGUGUCGACGUUGUGACUAACAAUGUGAUUCAGAUCGGGUGCCAGGACGGGACAUCAUGCCUACUAGCUCUGUUUAACCUCUGUGGCCCUAAAAUGUACAGGAGCUCUCUUAUGGGUGGCAGCACACUUCAUGUCUGACACAAGCCAUAUUUGAGCCUCUCACUGUUGGUGUGGUGCAGGUUCCACCACACACACCUUUGCACAUCAUCAUCAUCACACACAUACACACAUUCAAACACAACAUACACACGCACGCAUACACACGUAACACACGAGUACUGUAGUAUACAGUAUAUUUACACAUUUAUAUAUAUCAGAUCAAGCAUGACAAAAGCAGGUCUUAAGUUCAGCACUAUUGUACAAAGCAUCCAAAGUGUAAUAAGGGUAUAAAAUGUAAGUUUGUGUGUGUUCAUUAUUAUUGACUGUCUUCUACAGGCCAGCAUUAAGGAUACUAACAUCAUGUUUGAAUAAGUAGUAAUCAGCCUUGUGUGUAGACCUGAAAAAGUACAAGAAAUCGUUUUAUGGUCGCACCUCAGUUCAGAUCUACACAAGGCGUCUACUCCAAAGGAGACCCAUCAGUUUCAGUGAUAGUAGCUUUUUUUAAAGGAACAUGUACUGAACUAGCACUGAUCUGACUACUCCAUUUUGGGAGUACAAGUGGGUCUUGUUAAGCAGUGGAAAGGUUACUGAACACCACACUUUCUUUCUCUCUUUUGCUCUCUCCCUCUCUCUCUCUCUGUCAUUACUUGGAACAGGGAAUCUUUCCAUUCUCAUCCUGUACUUUGUGUCUCUGAUACUUAACUAAUGUAAAUCUGUUACCAUCAUGAACCAGGGGUCUGAGCGGUCAGAAGGAAUUAGAGAGAAUUAUCGCCUCUGAAAGUAGAAGUAGGCCUCAGUUUCUCCUGGACAUGUCGUGUUAUCAGGGAAACCACUGGAUCCACCUUUCAUUUAUGGGGUUCAAGAAACGGGGGUGGAAAUUUGCCGUUUUAUUGAUGCACCACUAUGGUUGAUGUAUAUUGUAUCCUCUGGCCCUGAAUGUUUAUUGAUGGGGGUGGGUGGGUGGGUGGGAGGGAGGGUUGAACAGUGAAAACUGUAUGCAUGUCUAUUGUGUUUUGCAGAGCAAGUGACGGGGUGGGACGUUAUCUCUAUUAUGUAUUCUAUGUGAGGGUAGAGCUGAACUCAUAGCAUCGGAACAUUGAAGCGCUUUUAAGAAGAAAAGAAAAAACGGGACAUUUAUUUGAAUUUUUUAUCGCUGAUACUAACUGAUGUAUUGUUAUGAGUUUUGUGCUAGAGUUUGAGCGGGGCAGUGGCGGGUGGGUGGGGGGUAGACAAUAUUAGUGGGCUGUUUAUAUGGUUACUGUACUUACCUAUUCUAUUCUUUGUAUUAUGAUUUGUAAUUUUAUGUUGCUUUUUUUGAACUGAGAAUAUGAUGUAAUGAAAUUAAUUCAUGGGACUGAAUCUUGACCUUUUUAUGGACAACAAAAUAAUAAAAAAAAAGAUCACUUAUGUACAAAAA
Larimichthys crocea (large yellow croaker) is the source of this 4980-nucleotide messenger RNA. It is a transcript of the gene abhd17aa, whose product is annotated as abhydrolase domain containing 17A, depalmitoylase a. The transcript is spliced from 7 exons. Gene Ontology annotation, molecular function: palmitoyl-(protein) hydrolase activity. Gene Ontology annotation, biological process: protein depalmitoylation; regulation of postsynapse organization. Gene Ontology annotation, cellular component: endosome membrane; plasma membrane. Lineage: Eukaryota; Metazoa; Chordata; Actinopteri; Sciaenidae. The record is from RefSeq and is a predicted model, not a curated record. The coding region runs from base 302 to 1375 and encodes 357 amino acids.